Messenger RNA from Didymosphaeria variabile, 1818 nucleotides. RefSeq lists its product as uncharacterized. Gene Ontology annotation, cellular component: fungal-type vacuole membrane. The record is from RefSeq and is a predicted model, not a curated record. Gene Ontology annotation, molecular function: basic amino acid transmembrane transporter activity. Gene Ontology annotation, biological process: transmembrane transport; basic amino acid transport. Bases 1 to 1818 code for a protein of 605 amino acids. Lineage: Eukaryota; Fungi; Ascomycota; Dothideomycetes; Pleosporales; Didymosphaeriaceae. The transcript is spliced from 4 exons.
AUGCAAGGCCACCACAACGCCUCAGAGCGGACACCGCUGCUGCGUCCAGUGCAACCUUCGGACCGACCAAGCGAGUCAGCCUUGUACGAGAACGACAUUCAAGAUGCAGAGGUAGCACAGGGUGCUCUCACAGCACCUCAAUUUCCUGUAUUAGGCAAACAGAGAAGCUUUUCGAGUAGCCAUUGGCUUGCUCCUGAUCAAGAGGUUCCGCCAGAACAACCGGAUGAGCCAGGCGUAUUUGGCGAAGACGGGCUUCUAGCAGGCCUAUUAAGGGCGAAAUUCCGAUGCAUAAUCGGCGGCGUAUUUGCGGGAUACUUUAUAGCAAUGUUCGAUUCCACGCUCAUGGCAUCAAGUCAUCCCGUGAUAACAUCAUAUUUUAACGCUUCCAAUUCAGCAUCAUGGCUAUCGACUUCAUUUCUGCUAACAUCGACAUCUUUACAGCCUCUCUUUGGCAGAUUGUCCGAUACAUUUGGAAGACGCCUAUUGUACCUCUCCGGAGUAGCGUUUCUUGCAGUCACGACGGGAUGGUGUGCCCUCGCACAAAGUAUCGGAAGCUUUAUCGCUGCAAGAGCUUUCUGUGGCAUCGGUGCAGCAGCAGUUCUUUCCAUGGGCAAUAUCAUCAUCAAUGACCUUGUUAGCAUCCAGGUGCGGAGUACAUACCAAGCAUACAUCAACCUCUUCUACGGAAGCGGUUCGACCUUGGGCGCAGCGUUCGGAGGCUUCUUGUGCGAUAAAUUGGGAUGGAGACCGACCUUUGCCGUUCAAAUUCCAUUUUUGGUCGCCAUCUUUAUCAACGGGUACUUCACCACUCCUUCCACUCUUGGUCCCAACCUAGCUCAGCGAUCCGGUCAAGGUUUUAGAGACGCUCUGAGAGAUUUUGACAUUGCAGGCUCUAUCCUCCUAACCGGAUCAGUUGCUUUUCUAAUCGCAGGCCUCAAUCUCGGAGGCAACGUCUUCCCUUGGGAGCACCCCUUCGUCAUCGUCUCCCUCGUGGUCGCCUUGGUCUCCGGUGCAAUCCUUUUCCGCGUCGAACACAAGGCUGCAAGACCCGUCAUGCCAUUGUACCUUCUCUUCUCCCGUCCAAGAGGCUCUCUUGUCUUCAACAAUUUCCUCGCCAAUAUCGGAAUCAACGCCAUCAUCUUCAACGCACCGCUAUACUUCCAAGCUGUGAAGCUCGAAACCGCGUCGUUGUCCGGUUUCCGUCUCGCAGGACCCUCGCUCGCUCUUAUGAUAUGCGGCGUAUCUUCAGGCUUCAUCAUGACUGCUACAGGACGCAUGACAUGGCUCAUUGUCGUUGGGUCGCUCAGCAUGCUCCUUGGCGGCGUGCUGCUGUCUGUGAUGUGGGAUAACAUACCAACCUGGCUUGCGACGCUGUUCCUCGUGCCUGCGAGCUUAGGACAAGGUCUUAGCUAUCCGGCUACGAUGGUAGGCGUACUUGCGAUGAGUACACAGGACGAUCAGGCGGUGAUGACUAGUACGCUGAUUCUGUGGAGGCAGCUUGGGACGGUCAUGGGUGUCGCAUUGAGCAGCUUGGUACUACAGAAUGCGCUUACGGCGUACCUCGAUGCUCUCGUAACUGGAAAGCACAAGGAAGAGAUCAUUCUCACCGUCCGCAAAUCCGUGCGUUCCAUCCUCGACCUCGACUCCAAACACCAACACCAAGUGAUCGAUGCUUAUGGCCGCAGUCUGCGCGUCACCUUCAUCUCGGCGAUUGCCGUAUUCGUCGUAGUCAAUAUAUUGGUGCUAACGAUCAGACUGCCGAACUUGAAGCCCAAGAAGGGCGAUGCCGGCGGAGAGGACGAUGAGGCUGGACCGUGA